AACCAGUGCAUUUUUCGGUUCAAGGUCAAUGGAUGAGGAUGAGGAGGUUUUCUCAGCUCUUGAGACCCAGCUAGAUAACAUAUUCAUGGUUUUGUCUUCUACAGGCUCCAGCGACUCUGGAUUAUCGGAAUCACAGCAUGGCCUUAAUGAUAAACAUAUGGCAUCGUUUCUAGAUGCUUGCCGGAAAAUGGAUUCCUGGUUUAUUAAAAAGCGCCUGGCAUUAUCAACCUAUUGCCAGGAUUACGCACUGAAAGAGGAAAUAGAUGCACUGAAUGCAGAGUGCGCAAGAAAGGAAAAGCUCGCUCAGGAGUUAAAAAUGCGAAUAGAAGAUUAUUCCAAGUCAAUCGAAGUCAUUGUAGACCAACGAUAUCGAUUAGUUAGCCUUUUCUCAUUCACUCAUCUUCGAAGAUUGUUUCAAACAAUCAGCGGAGUUUUGGAUCUGCAGGACAGUAUCAGUUCCAGUCAUCAUACAGGAUCAAGGUCAUAUUGUAACAACGAACGAUAAGGGCCAGGCAACAGAUCGUCUAUUUAGGAAAUCAGCAGAUACUUGUAGAUUUUCAUGUACAUCAUUAUGGAUCGUUUUAAGCAAACAAACACAGUCUUCUGAUUGGUGGUUUCUCGUUGAAUGUUAAUCUUU
Messenger RNA from Trichobilharzia regenti, 637 nucleotides. Lineage: Eukaryota; Metazoa; Platyhelminthes; Trematoda; Strigeidida; Schistosomatidae. The record is from the annotation of a GenBank genome assembly.